AGAGCCGCCAAGCGGGCGAGCAAGCAAGUGGGAGCUGGAACCCCGAGCCCACGGCUCCUCUCCAUUUCUCCCCGCGCCAGAGCCAGAGCCGGGCGCGCCAGGAGCUGGGCCCCUUCUCAUCUCUCUCCCUGUCUGUCCUCUCCUCCUCUUCUGCCUUUGCUGCUUCUACCCUCAUCCCUGGAGGCUCGGGUCUGCUGGACCCGUCCACCCACUUUGGGGCCAUGGGGUCCCUGCUUGGGCUCCUGGCACUGCUGCUGUGUGGCGUUGUGGCCGAGGGCCCCACCAAGAAGGUGCUGACCCUGGAGGGGGAUCUGGUGCUGGGGGGGCUGUUUCCGGUGCACCAGAAGGGCGGCCCGGCCGAGGAGUGCGGUCCUAUCAACGAGCACCGCGGCAUCCAGCGCCUGGAGGCCAUGCUUUUUGCCUUGGACCGCAUCAACCGGGACCCGCACCUGCUCCCGGGCGUGCGCCUGGGUGCGCACAUACUGGACAGCUGCUCCAAGGACACCUACGCCCUGGAGCAGGCGCUGGACUUCGUGCGCGCUUCGCUCAGCCGAGGCGCUGACGGCUCGCGCCACAUCUGCCCCGACGGCUCCUAUGCCACCCACGAUGACGCUCCCACCGCCAUCACCGGUGUCAUCGGCGGCUCCUACAGUGACGUCUCCAUUCAGGUGGCCAACCUGCUCCGGCUGUUCCAGAUACCACAGAUCAGCUACGCGUCCACCAGCGCCAAGCUGAGCGACAAGUCCCGCUACGACUACUUUGCCCGCACAGUACCCCCUGACUUCUUCCAGGCCAAGGCCAUGGCCGAGAUUCUCCGCUUCUUCAACUGGACCUAUGUGUCCACCGUGGCCUCUGAGGGUGACUACGGGGAGACGGGCAUCGAAGCCUUUGAGUUAGAGGCCCGCGCCCGCAACAUCUGUGUGGCCACGUCCGAGAAGGUGGGCCGGGCCAUGAGCCCAGCCGCCUUCGAGGGUGUGGUGCGCUCCCUGCUGCAGAAGCCCAGCGCCCGCGUGGCCGUCCUGUUCACCCGGUCCGAGGAUGCCCGCGAGCUCCUGGCUGCUACCCAGCGCCUCAACGCCAGCUUCACCUGGGUGGCCAGCGACGGCUGGGGGGCUCUGGAGAGCGUGGUGGCGGGCAGCGAGGGGGCCGCAGAGGGCGCCAUCACCAUUGAGCUGGCCUCCUACCCCAUCAGCGACUUCGCCUCCUACUUCCGCAGCCUGGACCCCUGGAACAACAGCCGGAACCCCUGGUUCCGCGAGUUCUGGGAGCACAGGUUCCGCUGCAGCUUGCGGCAACGGGACUGCGCGGCCCACUCGCUGCGCGCGGUGCCCUUCGAGCAGGAGUCCAAGAUCAUGUUCGUGGUGAACGCGGUGUACGCCAUGGCCCACGCGCUGCACGGCAUGCACCGCGCCCUCUGCCCCAACGCCACCCGCCUCUGCGACGCCAUGCGGCCCGUCAACGGGCGGCGCCUCUACAAGGACUUCGUGCUCAACGUCAAGUUCGACGCCCCCUUCCGCCCAGCUGACACCCACAGUGAGGUCCGCUUCGACCGCUUCGGGGACGGCAUCGGCCGCUACAACAUCUUCACCUACCUGCGGGCGGGCGGCGGGCGCUAUCGCUACCAGAAGGUGGGCUACUGGGCAGAAGGCCUGACCCUGGACACCAGCCUCAUCCCGUGGGCCUCGGCCUCAGCCGGCCCCCUGCCCGCGUCGCGCUGCAGCGAGCCCUGCCUCCGGAACGAGGUGAAGAGCGUGCAGCCCGGGGAGGUCUGCUGCUGGCUCUGCACCCCCUGCCAGCCCUAUGAGUACCGGCUGGACGAGUUCACCUGCGCCGCCUGCGGCCUGGGCUACUGGCCCAACGCCAGCCUCACCGGCUGCUUCGAGCUGCCGCAGGAGUACAUCCGCUGGGGCGAUGCCUGGGCCGUGGGUCCCGUCAGCAUCGCCUGCCUGGGCGCCCUGGCCACCCUCUUUGUGCUGGGCGUGUUCGUGCGGCACAACGCCACGCCAGUGGUCAAGGCCUCGGGCCGGGAGCUCUGCUACAUCCUACUGGGCGGCGUCUUCCUCUGCUACUGCAUGACCUUCGUCUUCAUUGCCAAGCCCUCCACGGCGGUGUGCACCUUACGGCGCCUGGGUUUGGGCACCGCCUUCUCCGUCUGCUACUCGGCCCUGCUCACCAAGACCAACCGCAUCGCCCGCAUCUUCGGCGGGGCCCGGCAGGGAGCCCAGCGGCCCCGCUUCAUCAGCCCCGCCUCCCAGGUGGCCAUCUGCCUGGCGCUGAUCUCGGGCCAGCUGCUCAUUGUGACCGCCUGGCUGGUGGUGGAGGCGCCCGGCACGGGCAAGGAGACGGCCCCUGAGCGGCGGGAGGUGGUGACGCUGCGCUGCACCCACCGCGACGCCAGCAUGCUGGGCUCGCUGGCCUACAACGUGCUGCUCAUCGCGCUGUGCACGCUCUACGCCUUCAAGACCCGCAAGUGUCCCGAGAACUUCAAUGAGGCCAAGUUCAUCGGCUUCACCAUGUACACCACCUGCAUCAUCUGGUUGGCCUUCCUGCCCAUCUUCUAUGUCACCUCCAGCGACUACCGGGUGCAGACCACCACCAUGUGCGUGUCCGUCAGCCUCAGCGGCUCUGUGGUGCUCGGCUGUCUCUUCGCGCCCAAGCUGCACAUCAUCCUCUUCCAGCCGCAGAAGAACGUGGUCAGCCACCGCGCGCCCACCAGCCGCUUUGGCAGCACCGCAGCCAGGGCCAGCUCCAGCCUCGGCCAAGGGUCUGGCUCCCAGUUUGUCCCCACCGUUUGCAAUGGUCGUGAGGUGGUGGACUCAACAACGUCAUCGCUUUGAGGACCCCACACCGGCCUCGCACCGCUGCUCCCGGGACCUGUGCGACGCGCGUCCGGAGCUGGGAGGAAGUUGGCUGGAGCACUGCAAUAAUGCCAACCCCAUGCCCGCCCCCAGGCCACUUCCCCGCCCACUCACCAACCCUUUGAGUCCGAAGGCGGCGCCUUGGCCUGGAGCCUCUGCAGCCGCCACCAGCUGCCCAGGCCCAGGAGGAAGGGAGCCAGCCAGGGUCCCCUGGGCCUUGGAGCAGGCUGGCUGAGGACGGCGGGCCCCAACCCCAAUCAGCAAAGGUGCUUCCAGCCCUGCCCCUCCCUCCUUCUAGGGUCUUUAAACUUUUUUAUAUGUUAUUCUGGGGUGAUGGGGGGGGGUAUUAUGGGAGCUGUCCCUCCCUCUGCACAGUAGUUUGUCCUGUGGUUUAUUUUGUAUUAUCUGUAAAUAAAGCGUCUUUAUUU
This is a messenger RNA of Molossus molossus (Pallas's mastiff bat), 3286 nucleotides long. RefSeq names its product glutamate metabotropic receptor 2 (gene GRM2). NCBI's taxonomy places the organism in Eukaryota, Metazoa, Chordata, Mammalia, Chiroptera, Molossidae. Gene Ontology annotation, cellular component: membrane. The record is from RefSeq and is a predicted model, not a curated record. The coding region runs from base 222 to 2837 and encodes 871 amino acids. Gene Ontology annotation, biological process: G protein-coupled glutamate receptor signaling pathway; regulation of synaptic transmission, glutamatergic. The transcript is spliced from 6 exons. Gene Ontology annotation, molecular function: group II metabotropic glutamate receptor activity.